Messenger RNA from Maniola jurtina (meadow brown), 6366 nucleotides. RefSeq lists its product as uncharacterized. The transcript is spliced from 11 exons. NCBI's taxonomy places the organism in Eukaryota, Metazoa, Arthropoda, Insecta, Lepidoptera, Nymphalidae. Gene Ontology annotation, biological process: signal transduction. Gene Ontology annotation, molecular function: GTPase activator activity; guanyl-nucleotide exchange factor activity. The coding region runs from base 442 to 5751 and encodes 1769 amino acids. The record is from RefSeq and is a predicted model, not a curated record.
CUCUAGCCGUAGUCGCUCAAACCGCGAACGCCGGCACGCACGUCGUGCCUCAGUCCUCUCACACAACACGUUCGAUAACGCGCCCUAUUUAAACGCGAUACUCACGUUAGCUGUGCAAAACGAAACAUUCCCAAGUUAUUUACAACAAGUGAUAGCUAAUCAGUGAUUUGAAAAAUAAUGCCGAUAUUUUUCCAGCCCUGAUAGGUCGGCGCGCGACCCAAACCGGCUCCGUGGCCAUAUGAUCUGCACUGGACCCGCUCGAAACGCGCGACCCCCUCGAUCGGCUUGCAGUUACGAUGCGGAUUAAACACUAAAGUUCAAUUGCAAGACGGAUCUGAGGAUGACUCAGUAGACUUUCUAGUGUUUCGGUGUCAGUUUUGUGACUCGAUUUCGCCGGAGAUGUGAUUGUUGACGUUGUGUUCAAAUAUUGUGUUGAAAGAUAUGGCUGGUGCUAGUGAGGAUGGUGUGAGUGUGGAGGAUGUGCCCGCGCAGGAGACCCGGAGGCGAGGGCUCAGUGGCUCGAUGUCUCUGCGCACGCGCAAGCUUGGCAGGCGCCUCUCGCGCAGCAUGUCCAUCGUGGCGCUGAAGCUACCGGAGAAGGCGCAGAGCAUAACGCGAACCUCUUCAAAACUUAUGAGAUCUGGGAGCCGCGACAAAAAGAACAGAUCCUUUGAGCUAUCUGUCAUACUUCCUGACAAAGCCCAAAAACAGGUGACAGUAUGGGGCAACAGUACCGUCGCUGAAGUGGUCUGCGAGACGCUGCACGAAGCAGGAGUUGUGCUGACUGGAUCUCCAACAGGGCCGCUGUCAGCUCCUCAAGUUUUGCCAUUGGCUGAACCUCUACCACCGCCAGAAGCCACAAUCGCUCCCCCAACUGCUCUACUAUUCCUCGGAGGAUCCAAAGCACCAGUGGAGCCACGUGCUUCUGCUAUGUGUUUGGAAGGGGAAGUCCUAGUAGUUGAACAUGAGCCACAAGCGUGGGAUGGCAAAGACCUUGAAGUAUUUCUGGCGUGGGAGAAAAUUUACGCUUCAACUUUGUUCUCCGCACUUGAACUCUAUGGAAAGCCACUUUUACGCGCCGCUGUCAUUACCAAAGAAGAAUACCAUUUACUAUUUUAUUACCUGGAAUCAGUCUCUGAAGCUAGUGAGGCACUCACGCAAAGAAUGAGAAAAUAUAUCGAUUCGGGUUUACUUAAGAAUAAGAAAGAAACAGAGACUGAAGAACAAACCCAAGAAGACAAUGUACGUGUCAAAGAUGUAGAAAGAAAAAGCAUAUUAACAGAACUUAUUCAGGAGGGAAUACUUUCUCAACAGGAUAUUGACUUAUCUUCUCUUAUCACAGAUAACGAAUGUCCUGAUGAAAUUGUUAUGAAUAAUAAAUUAGACGACGAUAACAGAUCCAGCGUCUCGUCAGUAUGUUCAUCUUUUCGUAAAAUUGCUGUCGAUAUUCCAUUGGAUAGUUGUGACUCAGUUAUAGAAAGCCCUUCUAUAAUAGAAAGUAGUGACAAUGUUACGACUGUCACCAUCAGAAGCGGUGGUCAGUGUUGCGCAGAUCACAGGAUUUCUGCCGAUGUGACCGAUAACGUUUGGUCCAACGUUAAAUGGGAUUUCCUUAACCCCGCUGACUUUGGAUACGAUCAAGUGCCUAAUGUAAAGAGAAGUCGUUCUGACUCUGCCAUAACUGCUUUGCCAGUAACCAAAAUACGGAACGAAGAGCUGUAUGAAAAGUUGCACGAUGAGGAGGGUGAAUCGUGCGGGAGUAUGACACCAUAUGAAUCAAUAGAAGAUUUGUAUGACUGCAUUAAAAAGGCAGCCUACAACAAUUUAGCAGCUGAGGAAUCCUCCCCAUCAACAGAAUAUCCGCCCGAAGCACAUUAUCAAGAUUACUUCGAAAAAUCAAGUGCUACUCGUCAAAGUUCUGCAAGUAGCGAGAAAAGCGGAACCUCGUCUGCAUUUCCCUUUUCUAAAUGUGGUUCGAGCGAUUCAACAGGCGCAUAUACGUCGUGCGAGUCUACCAGCGGCGUUAGUUCUUUUAUACCAAAAAAUGUACCAGAGACCUUGAAAUGUCGUGAACUACCGCCGCCACCAGUAGAAAUUGAGAUGAACGAGAGUAUGAUAUUACUGAAGCAACUAUUUAUGGGUGAACUAUUGGAUGCGUAUGGAGAAUACUUGUCGGCUUACCCUUAUGCAAGGGCGUUAUUGCGGCGGAAGGCGAGACGGGAUGAACACUUCGUGGCGUUGGCGGAUAUCAGGCGAGGUGCGGCGAAGUACACCAUCAGUGACUAUCUGGAGUUACCGAUCGAGCGUCUAGCGCAGUACGAGCGGCUGGUGGGCGGCGGGUGCGCCCGGCGGCGCGCGGCUCGCCUGUCCGACUUGGAGCGCGUGCAAGACCUCUUUCCGCACGACUACCUCGCGCUGCAUGAUGCCGACGCGCCCGCAGCGCUGGCCUCGCACCAUGCACAGAAGUCGAAGAGUCUUCGCAAAAGGCCGAGUCUGGACAUCGGCGGCACAGUCAGCGGCAACAGCAGCUCCCUGUCGCCACGCACCUUCAUUAUGGAAGCCCCGGUCCAACUCUGCCCUUUGGGAUCGACGUCCCCACCGCUAGACCGCCAUCUGUUCCUCUUCAGUGACUUGCUCUUAGUUGGCAAGUCUAGAGGCACCAAUUGCUUUAAAUUGAAAGAGAGUGUAAGGCUGGCGGAACUGUGGCUGUCCAUGCCCGAAGGCGACGAUACCGGCUUCCUUAUCGGCUGGCCUGCUGUCACCGGUGUUGUGAACUACCUCGCUACCUACCCUACGCAAGCUGCCAGGGAUACCUGGUAUCGAAAAAUCCAAAAUGCAUUGACCGCGCAACUGGCAACGGAACCAAAGUCGACAAAUAUUCAGAUUUUCUACAAGGAUCUCGCAAGCUCAAUAGAAUUCUGUAAGACGGUAUCGAUAAGUCCCGAAAUGAGCGCCCGUUGCGUGGUCCGCCAAGCGCUGCACGCCCUCCAGAACGGCGGGGACGGAGAUGCGGAGCACGAGGGCGAGCACGAGGGGGACGAGGGGAGGUGGGGCGCCGCCAGCGACUUCACGCUCUGCGUACGCGCAGGACGAGAGGCACCCCCCGCCCCGCUGCAGGGCAUCGAAAGACCCCACGCUGUUCAGAUGUCACGCAUAAGACAAACUUUGUCAAGCGAGGAUGGUUUCGACUUAGAACACGUAAACGCAAAAAAUAACCCAUGCGGAUUGGUAUUCGAGUUACGAAAGAAAAAUCAAGGUUUGAAAAGUAACAGCAAUACCCCAGGGCGAGGUCUACGACUUCUCCGUCGAGGCGGAAGGCUUUUCGGCGUUGCGUUGACAAGAUUAUGUAACGGCACGCCUCCGCCCGCCCUCCUACAGGCUCUUCGUCGUCUGCGAGCCUCUGCUCCACUAACGCAUGGCGUCUUCCGCAGAAGUGCCAAUGCCAAGGCCCUUCGACUGCUUAGAGAUAAGUUGGAUACAUUGGGCCCGUGGGCGGAAAGCUGCGCAGAGCUGGACCGUGCACCAGUUCUGUUGCUAGCGGCACUCGUCAAAGAGUUCUUCCGAGCUUUACCGCAGCCCCUACUCUCCGCCGAACUAUAUCCCGCCUGGCUACAGGUUUUAAGUUUACCUCAAGCAGAGAAAGUAGCUGCCGUACGCUCCUUAUUGUUAAAACUACCAAAAUCUCAUUACAACAUGUUAACAUACUUCGUGUGCCUCUUGCAAGCCAUCGCAAAGAAAUCCAAUAUCAAUCUCAUGUGCCCCAUGAAUCUGGGCGUCUGUGUUGGGCCCAGUUUGCUUUGGCCCAACGUUCCCUGUGACAAAGCUCCCAAAGCAGUGCCAAUGGUUGUCGAACUACUUAUAGUUAAAGCUGAAGCUCUAUUUGGACCACAAAUCGCUGGUCUCCUCGGUAAUGGUAGCCCUGAAACCUCUAAUGCACUUCUCGAUUCUGGAGCAGAAGAAAGCGAUAGCCUACACUCAGUUGGAAUAUCACUUGAUUCGAUGGAAUUAUCGACUCCAAGAAAAGAAAAACUGUCGCUUAGCAGGGAUUCAGGGUUAACACUCUCAGAAGAUGACUCAAACAGCAACGGAGGAAACAGCCCAGCUCCUAGAAAUAUAUUACACAGCCUUUCUGCCCCAACUUGCAAUCUGCAGCAAGACCAAAAACUGCUAUCACGAUACACUACCGAUAAUCAUAAUGUCAAUGGUCUUCCUCAAAUUGCGCAACGGCAACAAAAUAUUUAUUCUAAUAAGGCUGAAAUGUAUAGUACGGUUAAUGAAGAAUUAUACACAAUGCCGUACAUGGGAGAAAGAUAUGUACACAACACUAUUAAUAUAGGAAUUGCGAAUGGUGUCGAUGAUAGAAAUUACGUUUCAAAAGCUGCAGUACAACGAUCAACAGCCGAUACCUACGGACAGAGUCCUGCGAAGUAUAUAACAGGUUUGGAACCGCAAAAACCACCCAGGAGCAACGUUUCAAAAGCGGCUAGAACUUCAAAAGUAUACAGUAUGUAUGCAGAAUCUCAAGAAGCAGACAAGAGUGUUCCCAUCAAAAACUUUAGCAGAGCAAAAAGUUCUGAUAAUUUAUUAGAAUCAAAACAAGAAGCAAUCGGUAGUAAACGGGAUAUUGUAUCAAGUCAAGAGAACAUCGUUUAUAGCAAUAUUCAUGAUCUUGCAAUGUUCACAGAAAAUAUUCAGCGACAAAACCAGUAUCAAUCACACGCAGAUAUUUUAUCUAAUAUGAAUUACUCUCGCGUUUACACCGGAUGGGAGAAAAAGAGCGCAAACUACAACAAUCAAGUGAAUCAAAGUUCAAACGAGAAAAUUUAUGGCCAAAUGAGCAAAAACCAAGGGGAGUCCUCGCAAAAUAAAUCAGAUGGAAAAUCAACACCGGCAGCCACCAUUUUUACUAGAAAUGACUGGACUCGUCAAGCAGCGAGGACGAAGAGUUUAGAGGUUAGUGAUGACGGACAAAGCAACGUUGCGGAUAAAACUCGCAAUGGCAGCUACGAAAUAAACGUUGUUAACUGUUGCCGUAAAAGACGGUUCGACCCCGCUCAUAUGUGCACAAAGAAUUGUAUAACCCUCUCGAUGGUGAAUAGCAGAGACAAAGAGAAACAGGCAGGAAAUUCACAAAGCACCUAUGCGUACAUUGACGACAUACACGGCAACAAUCCAGAGGAGACCAAGAAAUGUAGGGGUCGUAUUUACAGUAAUAAUAAACUGAACCAAUCAAAAUCAUUAGCGAACAUCAUUUUACAGAGCGACUCCAGCAGCAAUGAUACGCUUUAUCAGCCGCAAAACUCCUUUCACAGUCGCUCGACAGAAUCGACGGCGAGCGAGAAUUCCUUUGAGAAUUGCUACACAACCCAGUACAUUGAACCACUGUACACAUCUGUUUAUAACAGAAGAAGGGAUAUCUUUCACGAAGAAAAGAACAACAUGUUUCCAUCGGACAUUUACAAAGCGACGCCGACGUCAGUGCAACCCGAUUAUUCGUCUGAGAAAGAACAGAAUAACAAUAGCAAAAAGCCGCCUCACAUGCCCCCACCCGUGCCCCCCAGAAAAAUGGUUUACCAGAGAGUUCUAAAGAAGUUUCAGCCAGUUCAUGUGAAUAAAGAUGACAAGGCCUCUCGGUCUAAAUCUGUACCGCCCUUGUAUAGGGAUCCUCCUAAUGGUACAGAGAAAAAUGGACAAAACGUCGUAGCCCUUGUUUGUUCAGAAUCUGACACGGAAUCGGAGUCAUACGUAUGAACGCAUCAUACAAUAUUAUUAACAUUACUUUAACAUACUAGGGUGCAAUAGUAGUACUGUAUAACAUGAAUAGUUUGCAUGUAUUCGUAUUAAAUUCUAACAAUAUUUGAAGAUCUUAGGAUUAUUCAUGUAUUCUACUUAGAAAAUCUUUUGAACAAUGUUAUUAUAGUACUUCUAUUUAAUUUUAACGUAUCGUGUGAAUCCCGCCUUAAAUUUUCUAUAUAAUAUGUGACCAUAACCUGAGCUGUUUUGGUGAUGUAAUUCCAAAGACGUAAAAAUAAUUUGCGAACUUAAUUGUAUUAUGUACAGAUGGAUUUAAAUAGUACCUAAUCUUAUAAAGUACUUUAUUGUAGUACGUAGUGUAUUUUAUAGUUAUGACUUAUGACAGCAGCUACUUUUUAAAUUUUAAUCUUAACAAUACUUGUAUUUUAGUUGUUGUGUAUUGGAUUAUACGUAAUGUUAGCGUCUAUGUGUCAUGUAGGUAUGUGUUACGAGUUUCAAAAUAAAUUAUAAUAUAAUAUUGUAAAACAGAUAGAUUUGUAUAUAGUGUAUGAUAGUGUACCUAAAAUGUACCUAAAACAAUUAUUAAAAUACAUAUUAUGAUUUGUAAUGAUA